Messenger RNA from Brassica oleracea var. oleracea, 804 nucleotides. RefSeq names its product protein CURVATURE THYLAKOID 1A, chloroplastic-like. Bases 146 to 655 code for a protein of 169 amino acids. Lineage: Eukaryota; Viridiplantae; Streptophyta; Magnoliopsida; Brassicales; Brassicaceae. The record is from RefSeq and is a predicted model, not a curated record. The transcript has 5 exons. Gene Ontology annotation, cellular component: chloroplast thylakoid membrane; thylakoid.
UAAGAGUAGCAACCAAUAAGACCACGAGGAACAUCCACGUGUUGCUAUACGAAACCUUGUCUAGUCAAAAAGCGCAGCUGAAAAGAAAAACGAGUGUGGAGAAAUUAAAGAAGAAGAAGAAGAAUAGAUUAUCUGGUGUGUUUCGAUGGCGAUGACAGUAGCAGCUUCGUCCUCUGUGGCAGUGAUGAUUCCACGUGUUACCUCCGUCUCCGCCAGCUUCUCCGCCGUUCCUUACCUUCCUCCGCUGCCUCCUCGCUCAUUUGGCCGAUCCUCUUUCACUGUUCCGCCGAAGCUAGUUUCAGGUAAUGGUUCGCAGAAGGGUGAAUUGAUGAAGAUGAGAGCUUCUUCAUCAGAUGAGACCUCAACGUCCAUUGACACCAACGAACUCUUCACAGACUUGAAGGAAAAGUGGGAUGGUCUUGAGAACAAGUCGACUGUAAUAAUAUAUGGAGGAGGAGCCAUUGUUGCUGUUUGGUUAUCUUCCAUUGUUGUUGGUGCCAUCAACUCUGUUCCCCUGCUUCCCAAAGUUAUGGAACUUGUUGGUCUCGGCUACACAGGAUGGUUCGUCUACCGAUACCUCCUCUUCAAGUCAAGCAGAAAGGAACUGGCUGAGGAUAUUGAUUCCUUGAAGAAGAAGAUCGCUGGGACCGAAUAGAUUCUUUUUAAAAUAAUAAAAUAAACCAUCUUUAUAUCUGGAAUUUUCUUGUAAUGUGAUUAUUGUACAAUCUCCCUGUUUCAACAAUGUAUAUUGUGUAGUCUGAAACUAUUAUCUUAGAUCCACUGGCAAAGAAAUCUAUUUAAAAG